Messenger RNA from Pogonomyrmex barbatus (red harvester ant), 695 nucleotides. It is a transcript of the gene rtv, whose product is annotated as QVR superfamily protein rtv. The record is from RefSeq and is a predicted model, not a curated record. Gene Ontology annotation, biological process: sleep; regulation of synaptic transmission, cholinergic; positive regulation of voltage-gated potassium channel activity. Lineage: Eukaryota; Metazoa; Arthropoda; Insecta; Hymenoptera; Formicidae.
AACUGGUAGAGACAGCUACGAAGCGAACGUAUGCGUUUCCAGACAGUUAAGUUUAGUUCCAAAAUGGCUGUGUCGUAGCUCCCGGCUCAUUGUCUACGGUGUUCAUUAACAGGCUAGUAAAUCAAUCACGAAAAGACUGAUCCGAGAUUAAAAGCGAAAUAGGAUGAGAGUUCGAACAAGUGUCCAAGCGAUCAUCGCAACUAUCUGGAUAAUUGCGCUUCAAGAAUGCGCUGGCAUUUUUCGAAGAUGCGUAAGCUGUAGGUCGCGUGGAGACUUGGGCUCGUGCAAGGAUCCUUUCACUAUGAAUUCUACGCAAAUCACACUCGAAAAAGGUGUCGACGCAGUUCCAUGCGUUUCCGGGUGGUGCGGAAAAAUUAUCGAGAGCCAAAAUUUAAACAAUGAGUAUGGUACUGCCACACAGAGAUUGUGCUUCCAGCGAGGUCCCGAUGACAAUGAAGAAAGAUGCGCGUACACCGUAUGGAAUUAUAAGAAAGUGUAUAUGUGUCUCUGUUACGGAGAUCUUUGUAACGGAACAACGAGAACGACUAUCACUAGUAGAUUUUUAAUAACGAUAGCUAUAUGCUUAACACGAUGGCUUAUUUGAAAAUAUAUAUGAUACUCCAUCGUGUGGUUGGACUAAAGUGAUUAAUCUUCUUGUGAGCCCUUUGUAGAGAAUAUAAGAAUCUUCCUAAGAA